Molecule: messenger RNA, 3527 nt
Organism: Vidua chalybeata
Lineage: Eukaryota; Metazoa; Chordata; Aves; Passeriformes; Viduidae
Gene: CDC42SE2
Product: CDC42 small effector 2
Exons: 7
Coding region: 731-985 (84 amino acids)
Biological process (GO): regulation of Rho protein signal transduction
Cellular component (GO): plasma membrane
Molecular function (GO): small GTPase binding
Source: RefSeq, a predicted model, not a curated record
UCCCCGGCGCGCCCAGCCCAGCCGGCAGCGCGGAGGGGAGCGGGCCGGCCUGGGGAUUCCCUCUCCGCGCCGCCGAGGUCGCCAUCUUCACCUCCGAGCUCGCCUCGGACGCUGCCGGCCGGGCUCCCGGGGAGCCGCCGGGAGCAGGCGCCGCGCCUGCCCGCUGCAUGUGACUAGCGGGCGGUAGCGGCCUCCUCCGCGGAUCUCGGCUGCGUCCUCCUCCGCCCCCGGCGCGGCGGGGAGGGGGCGCGGGGCGCCCGGCAGCGGGAGACGGAGGUGCCGGGGCGCGGCGGGCACACAAAGGAGCGGGCGCCGCCGUGGGCAGCGGAGAACGUUCCAGGAGAACGUGAGGCCCUGUGACAUUUAACUCUGAAGCUGGAUAUGCAUUAAACUUUUUUUGUCGCUUUCUAGAAUUGGGGAUAUCUUCACUGAAUAACUUGCUGCUUAAAGAAAGUAACAGAAGUUGGGAAAUUCAGGUUCACGUAACGCUAGGGACCAAAGAAGCAUACAUAAUAUUUCUCUGGUGCUGGGAUCAACCUUCUGGAAGAAGACUCUACAAUAACUUUUUGCCUUCAAGUUCUUUGUCCUGGGUCUGCCUUGUCUUUGGAGAAGAGUUCAUCAGAAAAGAAGAUUCUCACAUUGGAGCCAUUAAAAUUAAACCUGUUCAAAGAACUUAGUACAAAGGUUGAAUCCUGCUUUUCAUCCGUGUUCCCACUUCAGACUGUGAACAAUGAGUGAGUUUUGGUUGUGUUUCAACUGCUGUAUUGCAGAACAGCCUCAGCCUAAAAGACGACGGCGGAUUGAUCGAAGCAUGAUUGGGGAGCCGACAAACUUCGUUCACACAGCUCAUGUAGGAUCUGGAGACGUAUUCGGUGGAAUGAAUUCAGUCAGCUCAAUUCAGAAUCAGAUGCAAUCCAAGGGAGGCUAUGGAGGUGGCAUAUCUGCAAACGUUCAAAUGCAGCUCGUAGAUACAAAGGCAGGAUAACCUUGGGGAUAACUUUGCUGUUUAUGUGAGUUCCUGUAUCUUCUUUCCUGUGUCCUCUCUUUUGCCUUGGUGACUGCUUUCUGUGCUCAUGACAAGAGAAGUGAUGGCUCAUUGUUCACCCUUCGUGAUUAGUCCAGUGAAAAGUUGCUGUUCUGCUCUGAUGAUGCCACUUGCCAGAUUGGUCCAACUGUGCCUUUCAGUGGCAUGCACGCAUUGGCCUCUACCAGUAUCACGGACAUAGAGCUGUUUCGAAUUGGUUGUCAUUUUUUAGUUGUUCUAAGGCAAAUUAAAGCUCCGAUCUUAGCUUUCGUCAUUCCUCAGAAAUACUAAUGCACAACAUUCUGUUGCUUUUUAGUCUUUUAAUCUUUUCUCCACUCAAAUAGUUUAGAAAUGAAUGAGUUUCCAUUAGUGUCUUCAAUUACCUAAUGUUCAUUGAAUUUUUGAAAGGUCUGAGACCUGCAAGCACAAAUAAUUAUUUCAUACAAAAUCAACAGAGUAGAUGACCGCAUGCUUUGUGAGGUUGCUUUUUAUGGUGGCCUGCUUGGUGCUAAAAGAAAAAAAAUUGCUUACUGCAGAUGUGAAAAAUUUUGCUGUGGCACCAAGAAAUGCCUGUUUCUGAAAAAGGACUUGUAACUUAGCUACUUCAGAGUCAUGUCUUUAUUUUAGUUUUUAACCAAUUGAUCUUGAAAUUAUUAAGAGAGAACUUGCAUUCAUGAGGCAUUUGUUGUAAAUGUUCAGUAUAUUUAUUUUGAAAGAGCUGACCUUGAGACUAUAAACCAGUGUAGUACCGUAUCUAAGUGUUGUGGAAUCGCUUUAGUCUAUUUACACAGAAGAGCAACAUGUUUGGCUGCUUCUUUUUCUUUCUACAAUUUUCCUUAAUUUCAACCUGUAUAGUCAUUUCCAGUAGCAGCAUGUCAGACUGCCUGCAAUAUUGGCUGAAAAGUUUAGUAGACCUUUCUGAGUAGUUGGCAGUUUCUGUGUACUAAAUAUUUAGGGCCAUGGAAGUUGCUAAGAGCAACAUACUAAUCUGGCAGAACAGGUGCCAAUGAAAACAACAUACAGGGUGACUUUUUACUAAGUCAGUAAAAUGCCUUUUGCUCAGGUUCCAAAGCAUGUUUCUUUCACAUGUUGUGAAACUGCAUUUUAAUAUUGCACUGUUUUCAGAUUAUCUCUAUAAAUGGUCCCUUUCUUUGCUUCUUGCUGGUGAUUUUAGAGAAGGCAAUUAUUUGAGGCCUGGUUACAUUACAUUUUUAUGAGGGAAAAAGACCCAAACCAUCUAAACAAAUAAGGCAUAACUGAUUCUAAUCAAAUCCAUCUCUAUAUGCAAAUACACAUGUGGACUAUUGUGCGGCUUUGCGUUGUUUUCCCUGGACCCGGGCAGCUCUGGAGAGCCCAGCUAGGCCGCUGCUUCUCGGCGGGACCAGGGCUGCUGCGCGGCCCGGGCGCUCUGGCGUUCAGCGCACCGGCGUGGGGCUGGCCGCGCUCUGUGGCCGGCGCUGGGACGAGACAAAGAGGCGAAGGAAUGUCCAGUCUGUCCGUGCGGUCGGCUGGAGAGCUUUUGUUGUCGCGUGGAGCUGCGAUGGAGAACCGCGGCUCGCUCCCAGCGCCACGUGGACAAAAUGGCACUGAGACCCAAGGGCGCGUGGGGUUUUAUAGGGGGUGGGCAGACGAGGGCGGAAGCCCUCCCGCCCAAUGGGGACAGGCAACAUGGCGGUGACGUGGACCACGGUGACCAACGAGAACGUGAUGGGGGCAGAUACAGGGCUCUGGGACAAACGGGGACGUGGGGAUGGGGUAACUGACACGGAAGUUUCAGGAAUGAACAGGGCGUGGUUACUGGAGUGACAUGGGGAAGCUCCAAUGGCAGAAACACGGGGGUACACAGAACCGGCUAACUAACAUUAUAAAACUCUAAUCUGAAUGCAACCCGGGAUGCAACACUAUUGUUCUUUAUUCUGUUUCUAUCUUUUCCCUCAUUUCACAUUACAACAGCUGUCUGGUUGAUCUAAUUAUCUAUGAACCUACCUAAUCUUCUCUCUCUGUUUGUAAACAACACAUAAAAUACACAGCUAUGGAGGUAGUUUGCCUUCCCUAGCUUGUAUUUCAGUGGUAGAUGUCACUUAUCUGGUUGAAUAGUUCAAAUUAGGUUGGAUAGUGUUCAUUGAUAAAGAUACUGAUUCCUGAUGAGAUGUUAAAUUAUGUGAAUGCGUAAGUACAUGGCAGUGCAGUGAUACAUAUUUUUUUUUAGGGGUUAGCAUUUCCAAUGCCACUUUAACAAUGACUCUUAAAUAUACUACAAAGCUAUUACAAAAUUAUUUGAUCUUUGUUAUUGGUAAUAGCAGCUUAAAUUUGCUUGCCAAACCUAUCUUGCACUUGCCAAAAUGUUUUCAGCUCAAUAGCCAGGAAAAAAAUUGACAUAUUUUUAUAACAGACAUACUUUUUUUGUACAUUGUGUUCAUUCUUGAAUAAAGUCAGUUCAGUGUUGGCUUGUAGAUAUUAAAAGGAAAGUAUUGACUUUGAUUCAAUAAAUGUUUUCUUUCAA